CAGCCGCCACCUACCUCCCGCCCCCGAUUCAGAUCCCGCCGCCCACGCCCGCGCGCCACCACACUCCGCUGCCCGCGCGCCGGAGUCCACGCCUCUCUUCCUCCGCCCGCCGAGCCACCCCAUCCCUGAUGCCUCACUCGCCGCGCUCGUCCCGCCCUAACUCCCCUCCCACUCCAGCCGCCGCUGCCCCCUUCUCCCUCCCACCCACGCCCCGCGCCCACGCCCCAACCCCACCCCCUUCUCCUUCCCUCAGAUCUCGAUCUGCCGCCGCCCCCAACCCCAUCCCCACCGCCACCAUCGACGACCCUCACCGUACACGAGGUCGAGGCCGACCCAAGAUCGAGCCCAUGCCCAGAGCCGCCCCCAAGAUUCGCAGGCAACCCCACGCCAAUCAGGACCUCGAUCUGGAUCGAGCAGGCGCUCUCCACCGACGGGGCUUGGGCUGGCCGGCGUCCCACGUUGAUGUCCUCCUCCCUCCCGCUCCCGGCAACGCGCUCGGUCUCCGCAGCCAGCCUCACCGCCAUAGUCACAUGUACUUUUCCUCACCGUUCUCCCUUUCUUGGUCCUCUCCUCUCUGCUCUCUCUCCCCCGUUUGGCUUGGACUCACUGGAUUCGCUACUGCUGGGAGGUGCAUUGAGCGGGAUCUGCGUGGAGAUGGCGCGGGUGCUGGCGGCACGCGGGGCACGGCACCCACGUCGCCGUAGCCUCUUGGAACCUCACCCCCGCCGAGACCAUGCGCCAGGCCACAACUUCGCAGCCGACUUCGCUGACAGGGGCCUACCGCUCAACAUCCUCCUGUUGCUGACUUUGGUCUGGCCAAGAUCCAGCACGAAGACGACACAGCCAUGUGUCUACGCUGGUGAUGGGGACUUUCGGGAAGAAGAAGGUUGUUCACAAGAAGAUGGCAGGAAGAAGCAGGCUGAUUCGAUUCGAUCCUCAAGGACAAAGAAGUUGGAAGAAGCAUAGUUCUAGCUCAUUGGAGCUAGUUCUGGGAGUAAUGAAGCACUUUAGGCUGAUCCUAUUUGUAUGUGUGUUAUAUGAUGUAGACUCUACACUUGUAGACUCAUGUGGUAGACUCAUGUGGUAGACUGUACACUUGUAGGGCUCAUGUGAUAAUCAUGUGGUAGACUGUACACUUGUAGAGUUGUUAUCCAAUUGUAAACUUGAUGCUGAUCACAUUGUACGUAUGUUAUAUGAUGUAGCAGAUUGCUUCUUGCUGUUACUUGAA
This is a messenger RNA of Triticum aestivum (bread wheat), 1228 nucleotides long. RefSeq lists its product as uncharacterized. The coding region runs from base 463 to 966 and encodes 167 amino acids. NCBI's taxonomy places the organism in Eukaryota, Viridiplantae, Streptophyta, Magnoliopsida, Poales, Poaceae. The record is from RefSeq and is a predicted model, not a curated record. The transcript is spliced from 4 exons.